AUGGCCUCUAUAGAUUGUCUAAAUACUGAACAACAGUUUGUUUUUGAUAAAGUAGUGCUUCAGCUUGAUUCCAGGGGUCACGGUGUGUUUUUCGUCGAUGGUCCAGGAGGCACUGGCAAAACAUUUUUGUAUAGGGCGUUGCUUGCGUAUGUUCGCCGCAAGGGUGAGAUUGCAUUGGCUGUUGCAAGUUCGGGUGUAGCUGCAUCAUUGCAGCCCGGUGGUCGGACAGCCCACUCUAGAUUUAAAUUGCCUUUGGAUGUUGACGAUGUGGGCAUAGGCAAGGUUAGUAAACAGAGUAGCUUAGCUAGAAUGAUAUCUGAGGCCAGCCUUAUUAUAUGGGAUGAGGCCUCUAUGGCUAAUCGACAUUCUAUUGAAGCAUUUGAGGCCUUGUUGGCUGAUAUCUGCGACAGCCCAUUACCCUUCGGGGGAAAUAUUGUUUUAUUUGGCGGCGAUUUCAGGCAAACAUUGCCAAUUGUGGUUAAUGGUUCUAGAGGUUCAAUGAUAACCGCAUGUUUGGUGAGCUCUGCAUUGUGGGGAGGCAUACAUCGUAUGCAACUGUGCCAGAAUAUGCGGGCUAAAGAAGAUCCCAAUUUUAUAGAUUUAUUGCUUAGAAUUGGGAAUGGUGUUGAGACUUUUAUUUUCGACGAUAACAUAAAGAUUCCAUCUCAUAUGUUAGUCCCUUUUGAUGAUGCGGCUACCUCUUUGGAUCGUCUUAUUCGUGAUGUUUACCCCAAUUUAGAUACUUUCAUGCAAAACCCUGAUGCCUUUGUAGGUAGAGCUAUCCUUACCCCGAAAAAUGAUUGUGUAGAUGAGCUUAAUGAUCUCUUAAUGGAACGAUUUGCGGGCAAAAUGAAAGAGUACAUUAGUUUUAACGCAACAACCGAUCCACUACAGUAA
Messenger RNA from Erythranthe guttata (spotted monkey flower), 897 nucleotides. Lineage: Eukaryota; Viridiplantae; Streptophyta; Magnoliopsida; Lamiales; Phrymaceae. The record is from RefSeq and is a predicted model, not a curated record.